UUCACUGUUGUUGUUAUUCUUCUUCUUCUUCCUCUUCUCUUACCUCAUAGUGCUUCUACAGUUCUGCUUACUGUUCCUUCUAUGAGGUGGGUUGGUUUCAGAUUCUUGGCUAAAUUUGGCAAAGUUCCGCUUUUUUUAUUCUUCUAUACAAAACCCAUCCUUCCCUUCUUUUCCUUUGUCUUUUCUCUUCACAGUACAAACCUUCUCUCUCUCUCCAUUAUCACUGCAAGACUUGUUGAAGAUCUGCUAAAUUAAUCGAAAUUUUAUGUGAAGUUAUCAGGGAAAAUGACGAGGAAGAAAAUUCAGAUUAAGAAGAUUGACAACACGACGGCAAGGCAAGUGACUUUCUCAAAGAGGAGGAGGGGACUUUUUAAGAAAGCUUUUGAGCUCUCAACUCUCUGCGAUGCUGAUAUUGCUCUCAUAGUCUUUUCUGCAACUGGAAAGCUCUUUGAGUACGCCAGCUCAAGUAUGCAGCAGGUAAUUGAAAGACAUAAUCUACACUCAGAUAAUCUUGGAAAAAUGGACCAACCGUCUCUUGAGUUGCAGCUUGAGAACAGUACCUCCUACACCAUGUUGAGCAAGGAAAUUGAGGAGAAAACACGUGAACUGAGGAAAAUUAAGGGAGAAGAGCUCCAUGGAAUGGAUAUAGAAGAAUUACGGAAACUAGAGAAAGUGCUUGAAGUAGGCCUGAGCCGUGUUCUAGAAACAAAGGGUGAAAGAUUUCUGGAAGAGAUCACUGUCCUUCAGCGAAAGGAAGCCCAACUGAUGGCAGAAAACCAACGAUUUAAACAGAUGGAGAAUAUGUUUAGCACUCAAACACAUGUACUUGAACAAGGUCUGUCAUCUGAGUCAAUCAGCAAUAUUUGCAACUCAUCUGAUCCUCCUCAAGACAAUGACAGUUCAGACACUUCUCUCAAGUUGGGGCUACCUUUCCGUAAAUGAAUUUGAAGUAUAGUGAAGAUGAAGAAGCAUACAUGGAUUCCCUUUUCUCAAAUAUAAAAGAAAAAAAAAAAGCCAUGUCGAAGUAAAUAUAAAUCCUAGCUCAGAGUUGUAAUUAAGUUUCUGUAAGACCAAUUUAUUUCCAUCAGUUGAUUCAAAGAGAGUAUGUAUGUGGUAAAUUUUGGAUGCUAAAUCAUGUUUAUGGAUAAAUCAAAUUUGUUUCAAUGGAAAAUAAAGUAGAAGGUGAUGGGAAAGGUUGCUUGUA
This is a messenger RNA of Quercus lobata, 1204 nucleotides long. Its product is annotated as MADS-box protein JOINTLESS-like. The transcript is spliced from 9 exons. Gene Ontology annotation, molecular function: protein dimerization activity; RNA polymerase II transcription regulatory region sequence-specific DNA binding; DNA-binding transcription factor activity. Bases 286 to 942 code for a protein of 218 amino acids. Gene Ontology annotation, biological process: positive regulation of transcription by RNA polymerase II. Gene Ontology annotation, cellular component: nucleus. The record is from RefSeq and is a predicted model, not a curated record. Lineage: Eukaryota; Viridiplantae; Streptophyta; Magnoliopsida; Fagales; Fagaceae.